GUGAAAGUGAAAGUGAAAGAAGGACUUUGACAUGAUAGUGCUUACUUUCUAGUAAUAGGCUAGCAUCCUUCAACACGUUAAACACGUUGAAGAUUCUGCUAUAUAUGGAAGAAAGACUACAAAGAGAAGGAUAUGGUAGACCCUCUAACUAUCCCGACAGAGUUCAACAGCAUCAGAGGUAUGAUGAUAGAAGAGAUGGUUAUGGUAGAGGUCAAAGAUAUCAAGGUUAUUCUGACUACAAUGAUAUGUACCAGCAAGGCCAAGGGUAUAAUAGAAGUGGUUAUCAACAAAAUUAUGACAGAAGAAAUGGUCACGGUAGAGGUCAACAAUAUCAAGGUUAUUCUGACAACAACGAUAGGUACCAGCAAGGUCAGGGAUAUAAUAGAAGUGGCUUUCAACAAAAUGAUGACGGAAGACUGCAAAGAUCAAGGGUAGAGGAUCUGGAAUUAAAACCAUUAUUAUCUGCGAAUGAAGUUUCUAUGGUUAUCCAUGGAACUUACUAUAAUUCUUGGGAGAAAAUCAAACACACAGGACUAAGUAGAAUGGGAAGAAAUCAUAUCCACUUCAAUGCAGGAGAAAUAGAAGAAAAUGGAGUCAUUUGUGGUAUGAGCCAAUCAUAUGAAGUAUAUAUAUAUAUUAACCUACAGAUGGCUUUGGAAGAUGGAUUCAAGUUUUUCCGCUCAGCCAAUAAUGUAAUACUUUGUGCUGGAAAUGAAGAUGGAUUUAUUCCCCAUAAAUACUUUGUAGAAGCUGUAAAAAGAAACCCAAACAAAUUAAUGAGAAAAAACACCACAGAUGAAUCUGAAAUCAUUGUCCAGGCAUUAUAUGUAGAUUGUCUGCGUCAAAAAGGCAUGGAAGCUGAACAUUGUGAACCAUCAAAACCUGAAGAGAAAUCAGAUUUGAUGACAGCAGGCAAAGAGUCAAAACUCUUCAGAAAUUGCCAGGAACCAGUUAAGUUACAAUAUGAUGAAAAUGGAGAUCAGGAAAAUGUAGAUAAUGAAAAUGAUGUUGAAUCAACCAUGUUUAAUGAAGAUGAAGAAUUUCCAAACAGUUCUGAUUUUGUACAUCAUUUAGAAGGUUCUACUAACUGUUCAUGUACUGGAGAAGAAUCUUUAUGUGCUUAUGACGAAAUAAUCACAAUAGUUGAACAUGAUGCUGGUGUCAGUGCUGUAGACUUUUUGAUGGAAAAAGAGGUGGUGGCUGUUCAUGUUGAACUGUCAGACUAUCAUGCCUUAAGGAGAAUUACUUGCAUAACUGAAGAUAGAUCUUAUAUAUUUGAUUUUGAAACAAAUCCAUACUUAAUAAUGGCUGGCAGAGUGGCACAGUUUUUCAGUUGGACCCUGGAACCAAAGGGACCAAUCAAAGUGUUUAAUGGACUAGAUUCAAGGACAUGUGCUCUACUUUUUGACAGAUAUGAAAUUGUACUGGAUGGAACUAAAAUUUAUGAUCUUAAGAUUGCCUGUGAUAUGAUGAAGGAAGGAGGUUUAGGCAAUAUCACAGAUCUGAAGAAGAUUGGAUUCAGUCCUGACUGUAUCCCUGUUGACACUGAGAAUGUAACUGCUGUAUGUUUGACCUACAUAAAGGCAUAUCAGUAUUUUUCCCAGCUAUUGCAUGAAGAAAUGAAAUGUUACAAGAAACAACUGUUUGAAAUGGUCAAUGCUGACAUUUGUAAAAAAGACUUGAAAAAGUUGAGAGAGAGAAAGAAGAGAGAAUUAAAACAUGCUGAAUACAUUAAAGGAUGGUAUUCUGAUCAAAGACAAACUUCAAAGUCCAAAAAAGUUGAUAAAAUGAUGGACUUUCCAUUUUCCCAAUUGCCAUCACUAUUAGAUGAAACAGAGAAAAAGGAUGAAUUUGAAAGCAUUCUAAGAAAUGCUUCUUCAAGUUCUCAAUCUUUAAAAGCUUGCAAACAAUUACCAAAAAACUGUAACUCAACAAGUAAUUUGCAUGCUACUUCAUUACAUCCAUCUGUGAAUAACGAUUUACGGCAAGAAUUUAAUGAAACAAGACAGAUGGCUAGACAAUGUGCAACACAAAAGUCACAGGAAGAACAGUAUCAGGUUAUUGCUGUUGUGAAACAGGAAAGUGUUGAAUUUCCUGACGGACGCCGAUAUACUUGUAGAUCAACUGUAGUACCUGAUCCUGUCAUUGUUGAAGGCAAAAGUACAGCCACACAAACUGAGUCAGAUAAAUGUAAAGAUGUAGGCGUUCAGUGUGAAAUUAUAGACUGGAACAAAUAUCAGAAAAUGAUAGAACUAGCAGAAGUUCUUCUUAAGUAGAUUAUAUGCAUUCAUUUUGAUUUAGUGAUUCAAAGGAUUUUGACAAGAAUUGUUUAAGCCUGAGCAGCCAUGACAUCAUUGUAUCUAGUUUAAUAAUUCUGUGGUUAUAUAUGUUCCUGUUACUGAUAAUUAGAACUUAAUGAUAACAUCCCUUGCUAUAAAGGUUAUUUAAAGACUCAACCAUUUUUCGGAAAUGAGGUUCUUCACUACAGCUGAUGUUGAAUUUAGUAUUUAAGAUAUUAUAUUUUUAAUUUUUGUCUCGCCUUGACAAAGUCAAAAAGCAAUUCCAUGGAGAUUAUUUCGCCCAAGUUUUUAAUGAACUCGACUCUCAAAUGUUGUAGCUCUUACUGAAGAAAUUUUCCUUGCCUCUGGGGAAGCAUGCCAUAAUGUUGCCAGUCAUAGAAAUUGGGGUUUGGCAUUUACAAAACCGAAUUGACGAUUCUUCAAAUUUCCUUAGGAAUGUAUUACAAAAAUUACAAAAAUCAAUAGGACCUAUUAUUAAUUUUUACAGGACUCGUUCUGUCAGUCCUGUGCUAAUUUCGAGGACCGAGUUCCAUUAAAAUAAUUCCUCAAAACCUCAGCUGAAUUUGAAGCCUUCCUCAGCCUCAAACAAGAAAACAUUGCUGAAGUCAUUGAAUCAUCAUAAUUAUGUAUUUUGAAAGGAAGUUCAUAAAAGAGUGGUUACCUUAACUUUUUUAUGUUAAUUUCAUGUAGAAAAAAAGAUACCAUUGGGAAAUCAAAAUUGUAAAUAAAAGCUCCAAUAGAAAAAAAUAAAAUUAAUAAAAAAAUCCUCUUAUAUUUAAACAGCUAAAGGCAGAGUUAUUUUGCAAUUCAUGAAGAUGAUUUUCAUGUGACGUGAUUUGAGAUGGAGUUGAUUCCCUUAGCCACCAUAAUGAAAGGCAUACUGGUUGAUUUGCCUUUAAUAUUUGACCAACCAUUUAAUUGAGACAUGUGGAAUAGGCAAGCCUUAGUAAGAGAUACUUACUAGUUCAAAGUGAUUAAUAUAAAUGCUUUAACAAAUUAAAAUUGUUUAGAAAACAACUAGUAAAGACAAGCUGUAAAUAUUAUUAGAACCAUUAAGAUCCACAACAAUUUUAGGUGCAUUUUUUUUUUGCUUUGCACUAUCUAUUCAUCCAUCUUUUGGAAAAAAAAAAAGUUAUUUACUAAAUGAAAUUGGAGUCUCCCUUGUUGGUUUAUAAUAAGACUGGUAUAAAUUUUAAGGGGCAGGAGUGGGCUGCGUACAGUGAUAAUGAUAGGUGAAUGUGGCAAGAUCCAGUUGAACCACUGCAUACCUUAGCAUAGUAAAAUUUGCAAAAUUAUAUACAUGUAGUGCAGCUCUUAUUGUUUGGUAUUGGUUUUGUUGGUUGAACAUUUUCUAGACAUUCCAACUUGUAUUGGGCUAAUUGAAAUAAAAUAAAGUAGACAAAAAUUGAUUGCAUUUGACAAGUCAAAUAUCUGUGAUAAUAAUGUUAUAUUUAUGAGCCAUAAUUUAUCAAGUAAUUUUAAUAAAAGAAAUAUCAAUAUAGGAAA
Molecule: messenger RNA, 3806 nt
Organism: Mytilus californianus (California mussel)
Lineage: Eukaryota; Metazoa; Mollusca; Bivalvia; Mytilida; Mytilidae
Exons: 12
Coding region: 105-2276 (723 amino acids)
Biological process (GO): tRNA splicing, via endonucleolytic cleavage and ligation
Molecular function (GO): tRNA 2'-phosphotransferase activity
Source: RefSeq, a predicted model, not a curated record